AUGUAUUCGUAUCUGGCCCCCAACGCUUCAUCGGAAGAUCGUUUUUCCGAGCACACCUCUCAGGCAUCACCAACUUCUAUACUCCUUACUCGUGAUCUAGCUGCUUAUACUGAUCCAGAGCUUGACCAGUAUCUAGCAGUCAACAGGGGACAGAUUAGCGUAGAAGACCCACAUACUUUGAAGCAAGACACAGCGCUCCUUCAGAGAUUAAGCAGGGCGCGAGCAGGCCCGAACGAUACUGUUCAGUCAUAUCCGAUUGAUCUCGAUUACCUUACGGCACGCCUACGGCACGAUAAAGAUAUUGGUUUCGCUAAGCGUCAUCAGCCACGGUAUGAUGAGGCUUGGAGGAAACUUUUGGGCUCCCGGAUCUUGAAGCCGUUGGAGGUAGAGGAGAUCAUCUGCAACAUCGACUCUGCAUUUCAGCGCGCAGGUGAAGAAUACCGCGCUGAGAAGGCUGUAACAGUUGCGAGAUCUGCUGUUAAGCCGGGUAAAAGGGCCAUCAUUGAUCUACGACGCUUUAAUCUCGCCCAGCGGGAGUCGCAACAACGGUUAACAGCAACCCAAUCCAAGUUGAACGCGGCAAUGCAGUCCCUUCAAUUGGCCAAGCGGUGGAAUGACCUAAUUGACGAAUUCCGCAAGAAUACGGGGAAGGCGUAG
Messenger RNA from Venustampulla echinocandica, 657 nucleotides. RefSeq lists its product as uncharacterized. NCBI's taxonomy places the organism in Eukaryota, Fungi, Ascomycota, Leotiomycetes, Helotiales, Pleuroascaceae. The record is from RefSeq and is a predicted model, not a curated record. The transcript is spliced from 5 exons. The coding region runs from base 1 to 657 and encodes 218 amino acids.